UUCAUAACAUUUAUUAAGUAGUUUUACAAACUAUCAAUUUUAAGCGUUAAUUUUUUUAGCUUACACACACACACAUUCUAAUAAAAAUCGUGUAUAAAAUUGAUUUUAUCUGUGUGCAUAAAUUCAAGUUACAGUCACGAAUACGUGGCGCGCACGAUGGAGAAGAAGGCCACGGAAAACUCUUCAUCGCAAAGCAAGAUCGAAGACAAUAACCAAGCAGAUAAACGACAUUUAAGUGCAACAUCGCAUGAUGAAGUUCCAGAUACACAGCGGCAGACACAGUUUACCUGUUCUUUAUACAUUUCGCGUGCCGGCGGCCUUCAAGAUCACGAGCAUAGAGUCCCAGAUUGCGAACUGCUGCAAUCUCACUUGGAGGAAGCUAUUGCCGCUUCCGAACCGCUGUCAACGUGGCGUGUCUCUGAGACUCCAUGUGGUCUUAUAGCCGCUUUCGUACGAGAAAACGAUGCCGAGAAACUUUUGCAACGCGGCAACUUGGCUCGAGUGUUUGGAGGACCCGUACAAGUAGCGCGAUUCUCGGCAAGAGAUUCCCGAUAUCGCCAAGCCGUGCUUCUGAAAGAUGUGCCAUGGGCUAUACCUUUGCAGGAUAUAAAUUCGGCUCUAACGAAGCAGGGAAUAGUCGCUGGAAAUGUCGAGCGUACUCGACAUUUUGUUCGAGUAGAGGUUUUUGACGCGGGACAUUACGAAGCCUUGCUGCGUCAAGGUCUGAACUUUUUCGAGGUGGCUCGUUUCAGUGCCAUUCCAGAACGCUGGUGGCGUGGCAACGGCUGCGGCAGUACCGCAUUCUCGUCCGGUUUACCCUCGCGAUACGUACCGGUGAACGACGGGAGCAAUAUCCUAGAAGCGCACCGGGCCAACGCAUCUCAAACGAUGGACAGCGUGUUACAAUGUUACCGGUGUCAGGGUUUCUGGCACAUGGCCGCCAAUUGCCGGCACUUACCACGCUGCGUCCGCUGCGGCGAACCGCACAGCGUCGAGUUUUGCCCAAGGCCGCGCAACAACCCUAUAUGCUGCCAUUGCUCCGGGCCUCACCAUGCCGGAUAUAGACAGUGUCCAGUCAGAUUGCAGCUGUCUAACGCAACUCCUGUGAGCAUCAUGUUGAGCACGACUCGCACGGGGGGAGUUCAAUAUCCAGCGAAUGCUACGACCAAGUCAAACCCUUCGUGCCACUCUUUGAGACAAGGCCACUGUUAAACACCGUUGUUUACCGAGCAAAAUUAUAGAGAAGCGUCGGCCUCAUUAGCAUCUUUUUUUCGAAAUGUCAAGUGGAAGCGCGUUAUUUAUCUCUCAGCAUUACAUAAUAAUUUGUCACGAGCUAAGAGUGAAAUUUGCAAUGUCAUUCCAAAUAUGUGGGCACAUGUUGAUAGCAUUAUCAUCAUAUAUAUAUAAAAACGUUCUUCUAUAAACAAGACCGCGAAAAAAUUCGUAUAAUUUAUGUUUUAUAUCACAAACUACAAGUUUUUAAAAAAAAUUUUUAACGCUAUUGCUUUUUAAGACACUAUUGUGUUUUACGUUUUU
Monomorium pharaonis (pharaoh ant) is the source of this 1536-nucleotide messenger RNA. RefSeq lists its product as uncharacterized. The coding region runs from base 157 to 1212 and encodes 351 amino acids. The record is from RefSeq and is a predicted model, not a curated record. NCBI's taxonomy places the organism in Eukaryota, Metazoa, Arthropoda, Insecta, Hymenoptera, Formicidae. The transcript is spliced from 5 exons.